Messenger RNA from Lampris incognitus (smalleye Pacific opah), 1621 nucleotides. RefSeq names its product NADH:ubiquinone oxidoreductase core subunit S2 (gene ndufs2). The record is from RefSeq and is a predicted model, not a curated record. Gene Ontology annotation, molecular function: quinone binding; NAD binding; NADH dehydrogenase (ubiquinone) activity. Gene Ontology annotation, biological process: mitochondrial electron transport, NADH to ubiquinone. NCBI's taxonomy places the organism in Eukaryota, Metazoa, Chordata, Actinopteri, Lampriformes, Lampridae. The coding region runs from base 39 to 1439 and encodes 466 amino acids. The transcript has 14 exons.
CUGCUACGUCAUUGGUCAUCGGCUUUCGUACAGCCAAGAUGGCGGCCACUAUGUUAAGGUCGCUUACAAAAUUGGGACGUCCUUCAACAAAAUUGAUAUUAAACAGUAGUCCGGCGAGCCCCAGUUGCACUGUCCUGCAAAACAGGCAGAAGCAAUGGCAGCCAGAUGUGGAGUGGACGGAGCAGUUUGCUGGGGCAGUGAUGUACCCUACUGCCCUCAACGAAAAAUGGGUCCCACCACCAUGGAAUGACAUAGAUCCUCCUAUGGAGAAGCCUGUGUCCAACUUGACCAUUAACUUUGGUCCCCAGCACCCUGCAGCCCAUGGUGUAUUGCGUCUGGUGUUGGAGCUAAGUGGGGAAUCGGUCAAGAAAUGUGAUCCCCAUGUCGGUCUGCUUCACCGUGGCACAGAGAAGCUCAUUGAAUACAAGACUUACUUGCAGGCUCUUCCCUACUUCGACCGCCUAGAUUAUGUGUCCAUGAUGUGCAAUGAGCAGGCCUACUCCCUGGCUGUGGAGAGACUGCUCAACAUCCAGGCCCCACUCCGUGCACAGUGGAUCCGAGUUUUAUUUGGAGAGCUGACACGCAUCCUGAACCACAUCAUGGCUGUCACAACGCACGCCCUUGACAUCGGUGCCAUGACCCCCUUCUUCUGGAUGUUCGAGGAGAGAGAGAAGAUGUUUGAGUUCUAUGAACGCGUGUCUGGAGCCAGGAUGCAUGCUGCCUACGUUAGACCCGGUGGUGUGCACCAGGACUUGCCACUUGGUCUGAUGGACGACAUCUAUGAGUGGAGCAAGAACUUCUCCAUCAGGAUCGAUGAAGUGGAAGAGAUGUUGACCAACAACCGUAUUUGGAAGAACCGCACUGUGGACAUCGGGGUGGUGUCUGCUGAGGAUGCCCUUAACUGUGGCUUCAGUGGCGUGAUGCUAAGAGGGUCGGGUAUCAAAUGGGACCUGAGGAAGUCUCAACCCUAUGACAAGUAUGACGAGGUGGAAUUUGACGUUCCCAUUGGGAGCAAAGGAGACUGCUACGACAGGUACCUUUGCAGAGUGGAGGAGAUGAGGCAGUCUUUGAGGAUCGUGCUUCAGGCGCUAAACAAGAUGCCAGAGGGGGAGAUAAAGGUGGAUGAUGCCAAAGUUGCUCCACCCAAGAGGUCUGAGAUGAAGAUGUCCAUGGAGUCUCUGAUCCACCACUUCAAGCUGUACACAGAGGGUUACCAGGUGCCCCCUGGGGCCACAUACACAGCCGUGGAGGCUCCUAAGGGAGAGUUUGGUGUUUAUCUGGUCUCGGACGGUUCCAGCAGACCCUACCGCUGCAAGAUCAAAGCUCCCGGAUUCGCUCACUUGGCCAGUCUGGAUAAAAUGGCCAAGGGGCACAUGUUAGCCGAUGUGGUGGCCAUUAUCGGCACACAGGACAUAGUGUUUGGAGAAGUCGACCGUUAAAAUGAAGCCACCACCACUCUGGCGAGGAGAACCCAUCCUCUUCUCGUUUCUCUGUAUCUGUUCGUCCGGUUCUCUUCCUAUUCAUGAUUUCACCGUAGUGAGACUUAAGACAGUCGACUCCAUUUACAAGCUUCCAUGUGUACUGUAAACACAGUUAAUAAAUAUUUUAUGACCGAACUGCA